Molecule: messenger RNA, 18694 nt
Organism: Girardinichthys multiradiatus
Lineage: Eukaryota; Metazoa; Chordata; Actinopteri; Cyprinodontiformes; Goodeidae
Gene: kmt2a
Product: lysine (K)-specific methyltransferase 2A
Exons: 34
Coding region: 146-13666 (4506 amino acids)
Biological process (GO): positive regulation of DNA-templated transcription
Cellular component (GO): nucleus; histone methyltransferase complex
Molecular function (GO): DNA binding; histone H3K4 methyltransferase activity; protein binding
Source: RefSeq, a predicted model, not a curated record
ACAGCGUCGCCCCGCAACAUGGAUUACGAUGAGUUCGGCAGUGCGAACGGAGCGCUGUGGUAGAGGUUGUUUAUGUGGAGUGCUUGGUUAGGGUUCCGCCCACCGAGGUAUCUGAUCAUAGGGGCAGACAGGCAGAGAGUGUAAAAUGGCGCACAGCUGUCGGUGGCGGUUCCCUGCUCGGCCCGGAGGGAGCAGCAACUCCGGUACCGGGAGGAGAGCGGGCCGUAUCAGGGUUACUGCCUUUUUGCGGAGCGUAUCAGGAACCCAGCCAAACGCCGCCGGACUCGGACCCGGGUUUGACGCUGCACUGCAGGUUUCUUCGGUUAUCAGGAGCAACCUGCAGAAAUUUCGGGAUGUUUUGGGAGAAUCGAGCGACUCUAGCGGCGCAGAGGAAGAAGUGUUUGGUGGAUUUGGAGUGACUGAUGAACAAACAGAAAUACGGAGCCCUUCGUCAGCUUCUUUAGAAGGAGCACCCCUGCAGGAGAAGAAACCCAGAGGCCGCCCACCACGGACCCUGACUGCUCAAAAAGCUACUGCCAGUCUAUCUUCCCUCCCGUCAUAUCCCACUUCGACGCAAGUGAAACCUGAUGGCCCUGAAAGGCCAGCAGAGAAAGUAAAAAGGCUGCCUGGGAGGCCACCCGGCACCAGUGAGAAGCGCAGGGGCCGUCCGCCUUCCUCAAGCAGCAAGAAAACUUGGAGUACAGGCAACCAUGCAGCUUCUGAGGACAGUAGGAAGGCUGGGUUUGAGCUGGGUACAGAUGCAGAGAAUGAGAAGGACAGAAAGUCCAACAAGAGGUUGCCAGGGGGCUCUGCACAGCCUCAUGACACUGAGGCAAAGCUUCCCAAAGGAGGGCGGGGUGAAUCCAAAGCUACCAACCUAAAGAGGCUGACAGAGACUAAAACCACCCCUCUCAAAUCACGCCUCAAGACUUUGCCUGGUGCAUUCCGACGCAGACGUGGACGACCACCGUCAGCUGAGCGGCUCAAAGCUGAAGCAGCCGCUGCAGCCCAGCUGUCUGCUUCCAUGGAAGGUGGGGAAGGAAAACACAAGGCCUUUAGGGUCAGAGGUGGAGACAGAGGGACAGAACCACACAACACAGAGCAGCCCGAGGUAAGGAACAUGGAUGGCGCUGAAGACCAGGACUCUUCCAGUCUACCCACCUCCCCAUCUGCCUCUAAACCAGGUAGGCCAGUAGGCCUCAGGAAAAGCCCUCGGCACAGAAAACCGGUAAGAAUAGUCCCCCCUUCCAAACGUACCGAUGCAACCAUCGCCAAACAGCUGUUGCAGCGUGCAAAGAAAGGUGCACAGAAGCGACUGGAGAAAGAAGCUGUUGGCAUUGGGGGGAGAGGGUCAGGAAACAGUGAGGCCGGCAUCAGGAAGACCCAACUCAAAAACAUUCGACAGUUCAUCAUGCCAGUUGUCAGCACUGUUUCCCUUCGCAUCAUCAAAACUCCCAAGCGGUUCAUUCAGGAUGAGGGCAGUUUUGGAACUCCUGCAUCCCAUGCAAAGGUAGCACGAUUAGAAACGCCGCCAUCUACUGUCGCUGUAUCUGCCCAACCUGCACCCACCACUUCCUCAUCCCCUUCUCCUGCACUUGUCUCUAUUACUUCCACUGCUACUAGCAUUGGAGCAGCUGCUCCUGUUGAAUCUCUUCCUUCUCCAUCAUCUCCAGCCCCCAUCCCCAAUGUCCCACCAGCAGCUUCCUGUCUGCUUAACAGCAACACCAGCACUGCAGCCAAUGGAAGAUUUAGCCAUAGUGCACAAUCAUGUGGUUCAAGUGCUGUAUCACAGCAUUCCUCGCAACUCUCCUCUGCGGAGUCUUCCAGGUCUAGCAGCCCAAGCUUGGAUGACUCCUCAUCUGACUCCCAGGCCUCUGAGGGCACACAGGCUCUGUCAGAGCCAGAGGAUAACUCUCCCUCCUCACAGGGAGAAAGAGAGGCCAAUCUCUUAAACAGCUCAAGGCCUACCUCACCUCCUUCAGAGCCAGAGCAUGUGCUUGCAGAAGGGAGUCGAAGGGGUCGAAGGGCACAGGGGACUGGCCGAGGAAGUCAGAAACAGAGGGUGAGAGAGACUGGCCCCACGGGGGUUAAAAAGCCCAUCAUCAGCCCACCCACAGGAGUGCUGAUGUCCUCUUCUCUUGGAAAUUCCCAGCAGGCAUCAUCCACAGCUUCUUCCCCUACCUCACCUCCACCACCACCUCUCCUCACUGCUCCACAGCCUCCCCUGUCUGGUUCCUCCAAUACUGCUGCUAUCGGCGAACACCACCCUCAGCCAUCCUGGAUGCCUCAGGCCAUCCCGCCAUUUAUGUCCGUACUGCCAGGGCUGUCCAGCUCGUUGGACAAAAGGAGUCGCUCAAUUCUGAGGGAGCCCACCUUCCGCUGGACAUCCCUGUCCCAUCCCAAGCAGCAGUACUUUUCCUCUGCUAAAUAUGCUAAGGAGGGCCUCAUUCGAAAGCCUAUAUUUGACAAUUUUCGUCCUCCACCUCUCACACCUGAAGACGUCGGGUUGCUUCCCCAAGGUGUCACAGGAGCAGGGGGAACUGCUCCAGUCGCAUUUCCAGCACCAGGUGCUGGAGCAGGAACAGGGAGACGCCUGUUUGCCCCCCUUCACCCCCAUACGCACCACCAACAUCCCUCAUCGUCCCGCUUUGAUUCACCUCUCCAGAAGCGGUCGUUGCUUCGUGCGCCACGCUUCACACCCAGCGAAGCCCACUCUCGAAUCUUUGAGUCUGUUACACUGCAGUCUUCUUCGGGGAGCAGCCCCGGCUCUCUGUCUCCCCAUCAGACGUCUCCCAGUUCCAGAAGAACCCUGCGCCGCAGGAGACAACUGGUCCCAGGAGCGCAUCGUGGACACCCAAGGUCUCCUUCGCACCCUAUGACAAGACGCAGUGUCCAAAUCAAAGGUACCUCCGAGGUGUCUUCGUUGACAGGCUCUGUCUCCAGCAGUGACCCCAGCUCUUUGCCGGGGGUCUCUGGAAGUCCACUAGCCCCGAGUGCCUUAACAUCUGUUUCUUUCAUCAACUUCCCCACUGUCCCUCGGGCUCUGCACUCGCAAGGAACCACUGAUACCAGAAGAGGGGGACCAGGGCACCCAUCUCCCCUGUCUAACACAUCAUCGUCUGCUUCCUCCCCUCUUUUCCAUCUCUUUCCUUCGAGUGCUCAGGACACAGGACGAGGAGGUGGAAAUGUUGGGAAGGAAAAGAGCUUGUCGACUCCUCAAGAAUCAACUCCAAAGGAAAAUGAGAGAGAGUCUGAGAAAAACCGCGAGAAGGAGAAGGAAAAUAAGAGGGACGGACGGAAAGACUUGGAAAAACGAAGUAAGGCGUCCACUCCCGAUGGCUCCCCAAAUGCACCUUCCAGCGUGUUUACCAUCGAUGGGAGGGACUCAGAAGGCGCCAUUGCACCAAAAAAGACACCUGGGAGAAAAAAAUCCACAUCAGUUGAUCCGGUUUCUGACCCUGCUUCCUCGGAGGUCAGGGGGCUCCAUCCCUUGUCCAUCGCUAAAAGUCGCCACCUUAAGAAAGGAAGACUAUCUGAGAAAGGGACAGAGACCGAAGAAGGGGAAAAGGAAAAGGAGAAAGUGAAACGAAGUACAUCUAACCAGCAGACAGCUAGCCUUCCCGGGCAGCAAGGCAGACAUACGGUUCCUGUCUCCUUGGUGUCGGCAGAAGCAGGAGAGCACUCACUGACUGACAAGCGACUGGUUGGACUCCUGAAGAAGGCCAAAGACCAGCUCAUUGCAAUAAAGAAGAAUAAGCUGAAGCCUGCCGAAGAGACUAAGGUCCAGGGGCAGGAGAGUGACUCGUCAGAGACCUCUGUCCGUGGUCCACGCAUCAAGCAUGUGUGUCGUCGUGCAGCUGUGGCCCUUGGCCGUAAUCGGGCUGUGUUCCCUGACGAUAUGCCCACACUUAGUGCCUUGCCCUGGGAGGAGAGAGAGAAGAUCCUAUCUUCCAUGGGGAAUGAUGAUAAGUCAUCAGUAGCAGGCUCAGAGGAGGCAGAGCCCCAGUCUCCUCCCAUAAAGCCAAGGGAGACGCGACAGAAGGCCAUUCAAGAAGCUCCUCCCAAAAAGGGCCGUCGGUCCCGCCGCUGUGGUCAGUGCUCAGGCUGCCAGGUUCCAGAAGACUGCGGCAUCUGCACUAACUGUCUAGACAAGCCCAAGUUCGGAGGGCGAAACAUUAAGAAGCAAUGCUGCAAGAUGAGAAAGUGUCAGAAUUUGCAGUGGAUGCCUUCAAAGAUGGCUGUCCCAAAGCAAGGUAAGGGCAAGAAGGACAAGAAAAAGAAGUUUUCAGAGAAAAAAGAGGCUCUCAAUCCAGUAAAAGCCCCCAGUUCAGAGUCUGGCUCCAAACCUCCUCCCGCUCCUUUAAAGGAGGAUCCCGCCCAGAAAAAUAGUGAGACUCCCCCUUUAAAGCCGAUGGAAGAGAAGUCCAAACAGCAGCCGCAGUCCAAGCAGUUAUCACCAGCCAUCGCCUUGUCCCCUGCCCCAGCUGAACAAGCUCAGACCCUGAGCACAGUCACAUCCCAGCCUCAGUCUCCACCUCUGACUCCGGACACCAAACAGCUUCCAGUUACAAGUGGCACCUCCAGCAAAAAGGGACACAAACCACACCAGUCUGUUCAAGCUACUUCCCCCACAUCUUCGUCCUCGCCAUCUUCCUCAUCCUCGUCGUCGUCAUCAUCUUCUUCCUCCUCGUCAUCUUCAGCCCAGAACUCCCCCUCACAGUCCACACAGUGUCAGCAACUGCCACAACAAUGGCCACCUGUGAGUCAGGUGCCUUCAAAGAAAGAUGCUUCACCCAAGAUUGCUUUAAGCGAAUCCAAGAAAAAAUACCAACAGCUCCCAACACUACAGCAGAGCUCAGCUAUAACAAUUGACUCAAAAACAGCAAAGAAGACAUCUUCCCGCACUGUUCCUUCUUCUCCAAAACAGAAAACAAAAGACAAGCCGCUGACAACAAAACCGACCAGCAGCAGUACUUUAAACUUGCUGAGCACUCCCUCGACUAGGGACCAGGUGAAGUCCAGAGCUCCCUGCGACGGAGUGCAUCGUAUCAGAGUGGAUUUCAAGAGGGACCAUGAUGUGGAGAAGGUGUGGGAGGCUGGUGGACUCAGCCUGCUCACCUCUGUGCCCAUCACACCCAGGAUACUCUGCUUCUUGUGUGCAAGCAGUGGAAACGUUGAGUUUGUCUUCUGCCAGGUGUGCUGCGAACCAUUCCAUCUCUUUUGCCUGGGGGAGUCAGAGCGCCCCCUCCAGGAGCAGUUUGAAAACUGGUGCUGUCGACGCUGCCGGUUCUGCCAGGCCUGUGGGCGCCAGCACCAGAAAGCUAAACAGCAGCUGCUAGAGUGUGAUAAGUGCCGUAACAGCUAUCACCCGGAGUGCCUGGGUCCCAACUACCCCAACAGACCCACCAAGAAGAAGAGAGUCUGGAUUUGUACCAAGUGUGUGCGCUGCAAGAGUUGUGGAGCCACGAAACCUGGGAAGUCCUGGGAUGCCCAGUGGUCACAUGAUUUCUCCAUGUGUUACGACUGUGCCAAACUAUUUUCUAAAGGGAACUUCUGCCCACUGUGUGAUAAGUGCUUUGAUGACGACGACUGUGACAGCAAGAAGAUAGAGUGUAGUCGCUGCCAGAAAUGGGUUCAUGCCAAGUGUGAGAAUCUUACGGAUGAAACGUCCGAGCUGCUGUCCAAGCUGCCACAGAGCGUUGCCUACACGUGUACCAAAUGCACUGAGCGCCUGCCGGCCGAGUGGAGGACGGCGCUGAAGAGGGAGCUUCAAGGCUGCAUUCGCAAUGUUCUCAAUGCACUGCUGAACUCGCGCACAUCGACUCACCUGCUACGCUACAGACAGGCGGUGAAGCCUCCAGAGCUAAAUCCAGAAACGGAGGAGAGUCUUCCAUCCCGACGUUCCCCGGAGGGCCCGGAUCCUCCGGUCCUUACAGAAGUUCCCCCAACCCCUCUCGGUGACUCCCCUCCAGACCUUGAGUCUGUUGAGAAAAAGAUGAAUCAGGGCGCUUAUAACUCAUUGGUGGAGUUCAGCGACGACGUCGUGCGAAUCAUUCAGACAGCAUUCAACAGCGACGGAGGCCAGCCUGAGAGCAGGAAAGCGAACAGCAUGGUGAAAUCUUUCUUCGUUCGGCAAAUGGACCGAAUGUUCCCAUGGUUCAAAGUGAAAGAAUCCAGGCUGUGGGAAAGGCAAAAAGUCUCUGCCAACAGUGGGCUUCUACCCAACGCUGUCCUUCCUCCGUCCCUGGACCACAACUACGCCCAGUGGCAGGAGAGACAGGAGCUUUGCCGUGCCGUGCAUCCCCAUUUCAUGAAAAAGAUCAUCCCAGCUCCGCAGCUCAAGAACCCUGGAGAACUUGAUUCACCAGCUUCACCUCCUCCACUACCUCCUUCACUACCUCCUUCACUACCUCCACCACCUAAACUCCUGCCAGACAACGAGGACACCCCUGAACUCCCUCCUCCUCCUCCUCCAGGCGUCACUGAUAACAGGCAGUGUGUUCUGUGCCUUCAUUAUGGAGACCAGAACACUAAUGACUGCGGCAGGCUGCUGUACAUCGGCCAGAAUGAGUGGGCCCACGUGAACUGUGCUCUUUGGUCUGCUGAGGUGUUUGAAGACGACGACGGCGCUUUGAAAAAUGUUCACACGGCUGUUCUCAGGGGAAGGCAAACGAACUGUGAAAGGUGUGAAAGGGCAGGGGCCACUGUAGGCUGCUGCCUCACCUCCUGCAACAGUUACUACCACUUCAUGUGUGCCCGGCAGUUCCACUGCGUGUUUCUGGAAGACAGGAAAGUCUACUGUCCGAAGCACAGGGACCUCAUCAAAGGAGAGGUGGUGACAAGAUUUGAGGUGACCCGCAGGAUCCUGGUGGAUCUGGAAGGGAUUAGUCUCAGGAAGAAGUGGCUGGCAGGGUUGGAGCCUGAAAAUGUCCACAUAAUAAUAGGCUCCAUGGCGAUUGAUUGUUUGGGAAUACUAACUGAACUCUCAGACUGCAAACGCAAGCUCUUCCCUGUUGGAUACCAGUGUUCAAGGGUAUACUGGAGCACUUUAGACGCUCGAAAGCGUUGCGUGUAUACCUGCAGGAUAUUGGUGUGUCAUCCUCCAGUGGCAGAGUCUGAUAUGAAGAGCGUGAUGGGUCCUGAGGAAAAUCGCACAAUUGCACACAGCCCACCUCCUAUAACAGACUUUCCUGAUCCAUUUGAGUCACCAAGACGCUCUGAAAACCUCUGUCCUGCAAAUACCCCGAAGCUCAGGGUUUACACCAGAAACAGACAUCCUAGCUACCCCCCCUGUCAGCGCUCCAUGGACUCCAAACAAGUGUCUUCUCCAGAAAGAAUCUCGCUGCCCCAAAGCCAGGCUGUGGGAGAUUCAAUGGAGAACCCGAGCAUUCGCAAUAUUGACUCCCGACGUCACAGCUCCCCUUCCCCUUCUCCUCCUCCCCACCAGCUGAACAGACAGAGAAGUGUGACCUCCCCACUUCAGAAUUUGUCUCGACCUCUCACCUCACCUCCUCUUCUCAUCCCCUCUCCGGCCAGAGACCCUGAAAAAUCCAAACACCUCAUCAAAGACUCAAAGAAGAAUCCAAUUCAAAGAGAUGGGGACAGGGGUAGAGCCUUUACCACAGAUGGAAACAGGCUGCAAUCAGCAAGAGAACAAGGUCUGACAGAUGCAGACAAGGGAAGGACGUCAAGUCGAGACCAAGCAUCUAAGGAGUCGGAAAAAAGCAGAUCACCCAGGGAACAUGUACAAAUAGACUUAGAUAAGGGUGACAUAUCAGCCAAAGAGCCAGAAAAGAAAAGAGUCUUAGGCUCAGACUCGGGUCUGAAAGAAUCUGAGACUGCAAGACCACUGAGCAGAGACUCCUCAAGAGAUUCUGAAAAGGGGAGACAUGCAAACAGAGAUUCCAGUAAUAGAGAAACAGAUAAGAGCAAGACAUCUUCCAAAAAUCCUAACUGCAAGGGCACUGACAAAUCUCGGUCUCUCAGCAGAGAUGCUGGACAAAAGGACUCUGAGAAAUACAGACAGCACAGCAGGGAAGCAGGUAAAGACCUUGGCCAAGAAAAGGAUAGACCAUCAAGCAGGGAUUCUGACAAGGGUAGACCUUCCUCUAAAGACUCCAGCUAUAGAAGCGCAGAGCGAAACAGAGACUCUGGCUCAGGGAAAGACAGCAAUGCCGGCAGUCAAUCCAAGCGGUCCGGAAGCGAGAGCAAGAGUCCGAGAUUGGCACCUGUGGGCUCAGGACAUUCUUCCCCUCCAGUGGGGACUGCUGCUCUCUCAGGUCAGCAGAGGAGUGGAGGCACCAAACAGGUUGAGAAGCAGGUGAAACAUGGAAGCAAAGACCAUGAAGGUCUAAGUUUGUUGUCUCGUCACCGACCCAAUCCACCCUCCAACAUCCUCCAAUCCUCGGACAAGCCCAGCUCAGGAAAGGAGAGUAACAGCGCCACUGGGAAUAUCACAGCGUCUCCACUCCAUAAGCAAUCUAUCGUAGGGAAAUCUGGCUCCCCACAGAAGUCCAGUACACUGAAAUCAAAUGAUUACUCUUCAGGUCAGGCUGGAAAGUCUCUUUUUUCAUCACGGACAUCAGUGGAGGACGAUGUUGGUAAACGAAGCUCCCUGCACCUAACCUCCCCAGCUGCAGGUUUAGCUGCCAAAGACAAGCACCGCAAAGUCAAAUCAACAGGCAGCAGAGAUGCGUCCAAAGACCGAGACAAAGAGAAGACCCAUCAGAACAGCAGCAGCAACAAAGCUCCACUUCUCAACAACAAUGCAAAAACCACAGGCAGCUCUAACACCCAUGCUCCAAACUCCAGCUCUUAUAACAGCAAAACCCCUGUGCUCGGAAACAGCACCAAAGCCCAAGGGAAGCUUCAGGGGGAGAAGCAGCUGAACCAGGGAGAGGAAAGGUUGUCAGCGAAGAGCAGAGACAAUUAUCUCUGUCCAGAGAGGAAGUACAGUGGCAAUCCAGAAAGCUUCCAGCAGUUGCAGCAGAUCAGUUCAGCUCCAGAGAAAGGCGAGGUGAGCUCAACUCAGUCUCACACCAAACAGACAACUAACCAACUGUCAAUAUCCUACAGAGAGAAGAAGCGAUCAGUAAAACCCUCUUCUCACACUCCACUCAAGACGGAAAUAAAAUCUGACCCUAAUGGAAGGCAAUUGUGCAGCUCCACAAGCACCUCUUCCACAGUCUCCCCUGCUGGACAGGGGACCCAUCGCUCCGCCCCCUCACCUCUGUUCUCCUCACCCUCUGCCAGCAGCAGCGACAGCUCCGAGUCUGACACCCAGAUUCAGACGGAGGAAGACAACUUGCGCAAAAACCGUCCGCGCCACAGGCUCAGAGACCACCACAGCCUCCUCUCUCAGUGUGCAGAGGAGGACCUGGGCGAAGGCCCAGAGGACGACCACGACAGAGGCGUAGAGGACAAGCAUCACGAAGACGACAGCGAUGGAUCAGGGUCAGCCAAGAGGCGUUAUCCACGGCGCAGCGCCCGCGCACGUUCUAACAUGUUCUUCGGCCUCACUCCGUUUUAUGGCGUUCGCUCGUAUGGCGAGGAGGACAUUCCCUUCUAUGGCAGCGGUGACGGAGCUGGAGCUGUGGUUAAGAGGAGGACCAGCGGACGGAAGAAGUCGGCAGAGGGUCAGGUGGAUGGAGCAGAUGAUAUGAGCACCUCGUCUUCAUCUGCAGACAGUGGCGAGGAUGAAGAUGGUGCAAUGAAGAACAGGGGUAAAGACUCUUACUAUUACAACUUCACUCGGACAAUUAUCAACCCUGGCGACGGCCUUCCGCCUAUAGAGGGGUUGGACGAUUGUUUGGGAAGGGGAUCCCAUCUUCAGCGCUUUCUGAAAGAUGAGGAACAGCAGCAGCAAAGGGCUCAGGGAAAAACUGAAGAGGACAUGCUGAGUACUUUGACCUUGGGCAAACAGCAAAUUGGCCAGGUUGACGGCGUUGACGACGGGUCAGAGAGUGACACUAGUGUCUGCACCACCAGCACCACCACCACAACAACCACCUCCUCCUCCACCCCGCAGAAGAGUACCCCAAAGAGGAGAGGCAGAGAAAGGCACGCAGACAAAGGCGACUCCCAUGAUUCGAGCAAGGAGGCCGACAACAGCAGCGGCGGAACAGGAAGCGGGAACCCACGAGAAAGCAGAAAGAACCAGAAGGAAAACUGUCUUCCUCUUGGUGGUGGGGUCAAAUCCCAGCCACAGAGCCAGGGCCAGGAUCCUCUCGAGGCCCAGCUCUCCCUCAGCACAGACCUGCUAAAAUCAGACUCCGACAACAACAACAGCGAUGAAUGCGGGAAUAUUUUACCAUCAGAUAUCAUGGAGUUUGUAUUGAACACGCCUUCCAUGUCGCUGCCGACUCUGGGUCAGCAGUCCGAGCCGUCGUCCUCUGAACUGCUGCUGGACGAGACCUAUGACCUAAACAGACGCAAAAACAUUCUGUUUGAAGACUUCCCUCAGCCGCUAGCCAGCGCUGAAAGCGGAGGGGUGGUGGAGGCCAGUGUUAACAGCUCCAUAUCAGUUGAAGAACCAUAUCUUCCUCUCGAGCUACCCUCAGACCUCUCUGUUCUGACGACACGCAGCCCUUCUGUCAGCACGAGCCAGAACCACUCGGCCACUGGCCUCAUCUCAAAUACCUCAGACAGCACUAUCCUGGGCUUGAACUCUGACCCGGAAAACAUCAGUGGGGAAAAGAGCCGCAAUAAGAAAGCAUCUGGGCCCGUUGCGUCACCGUCUGACAAUCAGCAUGAUGGUGCAGCUUUGGGAAACAGGGACACACAGGGUGCAGAGGAUCAUAUGACUCCAGAGCAGUUUAUUUCCAGCCCUGCUAUGGGUCAGGGGGUUGAAACUUCAAAUAACCAGGAUGUAAGCAGGAGUUCUGGCGCAUCUGGUUUGCCAAGUUCACCUUCAAUGCCUCUUCAGGGUCAGAAAUAUCUUGCAGCAGCUGCUGCUGCAGGUAGUCCCAGUCCAGUUCCUGGUCCAGGACCUUCCCAGGCUCAGGUCUCCAGCCCAGCAGUCAUCAAACCGGGCCCUGAUAAGGUCAUUGUGUUCAAUCAGCAUUUACAGCCUCUCUAUUUUAUUCAUACAAUGCCAAAUGGCGUCACCCAGAAGAUCAGUGCAACAGGAGUGAUGGAAGCUACCUCUUCUGCCGUGCUGAGCCCCAUGACGAUCACCAGAGGCUUAAAUACUGGUUUAUCUCCGGCUCAGACCAUUUUCCCUGCUGGUGGCAAAGUCCUCGGCACCAUACCUCACCCCUCUCAGAUUCACACGUUCACCGGAUCCACACAGGCAGGAUUCCAAACGGGAAUACCCAGCACCACCUCAGGCCUGCUCAUCGGUUUGCCCUCCCAGCCUUCUGACCAGUCCCAGAUUUUGGUCUCGGAGGCAGGUCGACCUCAUGAGCUUGGUCCCAACGUCGCCAUAGUCUCCAGUCACUCCUCCCUAACUUCCUCCCCUGCUGUCCUUGACUCCUCUCAUGGCAAGAAGAGGCCUAUCUCUCGUCUGCCAAGGAAAAACAAGAAACCAGCUCGCUGUCGCAGCCAGCCCACUCUGGCCCCGUCUGAAGUGGGCCCUCCCAACAUGACUCUGAUUAACCUGUCUUCCCAGCAGAUUACUGCGAGCAUCCCGGGACAACCUGGCGGACUGGUCGAGCUAAGCACCUUCACAGCUUCUAAGCGCAAAGUCCCAAAUAUUAUCAAGAGGCCAAAAUCGGGUGGGGUCAUGUACUUGGAUCCCACCACUCUCAUACAACAGAGAAUUCCUGGUCCUGCUCAGACCGGCAUCCUGAGUCAUGAUUCCUCAACUCAUAUCCUACCUUGCUCAGUCGCCGGUCUCAGCACCAGCCAGUCGGUGUUGAAUGUGGUCUCGGUCCCACCCAGUGGUUCUGCUGGGCUUCUUGCAUCAGGAUCAGUGUCUCUAUCCACCCCCGUGCUGAGUUCUGCAGAGAUCGCAGGCCCAAUCAGCAACCUCCUUUUUAAAGCAAAUCCACAUGGUUUGGGACUGUCGGAUCAGCCGAUGGUCCUCCAGCCAGCGGGGGGAGCUUCCCUCGUGUCACAGCUCACCUCCCCUGUUCAGACCUCCAUCGCCAGCAGCAUCUGCGUCCUGCCGACCAGCAUGGCUGUCAAGCCACUUGGAGAAACAGAAAGCGGUACCGUCCACCUACAGCAUCAGCCUCAGUCUGUGAGCAGAGUACAGACCGCGGACUCCAAUUCCAACCUUAACGCUGCUUUAACUCCCAGUCCAUCCACCCAUCUGAGCCCCACCAAAGGACGCGUUGUUGGAGUUUUCACACAAAAACGGACCUCUUUGCAUUCCCAGAGUAGCAGAACAAAUCCCAUUUCCAAAUUGUCAGAUCAGAAACCGACAGCAGCGUCAAGCACAGUUUCAGGUACUGAAAAAGGCAAAAAGAAAGUGAAGAGGAGCAGACAGAGUCCAGACAUCACCAGCGGGAAGAAGCUAAAGGCCUUUCAGACAAAUGAAUACCACAGCAACCCUGGAAAGCAGCUGCCAUCUUCAAACCCAAGCUCAAAGGGGAUGAACUCUCCUGAACCGAUGGACACCGGCAAGCCUCCAGAGAAGACCUCCAACAAGAACGUUUUUGGUAAAAAGAAGACAUCUGAUGGACAUGCUAUGUCAGGAAAAAUAGUGGGAAAAAACAAACCACCUGCAGCUGGAGAAGCAGGGACGUUCCCAGCAGCUUCACCACCCGAUGAGGAUGGCAACAGCACAGAUUCUGGCUUAGAUGGCAAACCCAAAAAGGGCAUCAUCUUUGAAAUCUACAGUGAGGAUGGCUUCCACAUUCGCUGUGAGAGUAUUGAAGAGGCCUGGAAGUCCCUGACUGAUAAGGUGAAGGAAGCUCGCUCCAAUGCACAACUCAAAGAGCUUUCUUUCGAAGGUGUGAACGGACUCAGGAUGCUGGGUGUCGUCCAUGAAGCUGUGGUCUUUUUGCUGGAGCAGCUGUACGGAUCCAGAAACUGCCGAAGCUACCGGUUUCGCUUCCACAAGCCAGAGGAAACCAACGACCCUCCUCUCAACCCCCACGGCUCAGCUCGCGCAGAAAUCCAUCACAGGAGGUCCAUGUUUGACAUGUUCAAUUUCUUGGCCUCAAAACAUCGCCAGCCCCCCGAGUACCGGCCACAGGAGGAAGAUGAAGAGGAAGGGCAGCUCAGGACAGCAAGGCGGGCCUCCAUGGAGCUGCCGCUUGCUGCGAGGUUCAAGCAGCUGAAAGCCUCCUCUAAGGAAACGGUUGGAGUCUACAGGUCUCCUAUUCACGGUCGCGGUCUUUUCUGCAAGAAAACCAUCGAGGCCGGGGAAAUGGUCAUCGAAUACUCUGGAAACGUCAUUCGCUCCGUGCUCACUGACAAACGGGAGAAAUACUACGAUGGAAAGGGGAUUGGCUGUUACAUGUUUCGCAUCGACGAGUACGAGGUGGUGGAUGCCACCGUGCAUGGCAACGCCGCCCGCUUCAUCAACCACUCCUGCGAGCCUAACUGCUACUCCAGAGUCAUCGCAGUGGACGGCCAGAAGCACAUCGUCAUCUUCGCCUCACGCCGCAUCUGCUGCGGGGAGGAGCUCACGUACGACUACAAGUUCCCUAUCGAGGAUGCCAACAACAAGCUGCCCUGCAACUGCGGCACCAAGAGGUGCCGCAAGUUCCUCAACUGACGGCUCCCAUCUAAACGACUCGAGGAUUGCUGUGCAGUGGGAUUGUCGACCUGGCGAUCAGCUUCCUGUUGGUUUACGGUUUUAAGCUACAAAUGACGCCAGCUGCUGCAGGCGUCGGCAGGAAACAGCAGCUGCGGGUCGCACUGUGUCAGCAGGAAGCGCCAUAUGUAGAAAUCCAAACAUAUUGUGCCUCCUUUUUGUCUAAUUUAUAUUCGGCAUUGAAAGUUUCUCCUCAAGAGGUGAGUAAUGAGAAGCAACAUUGCAAUAUUACAUUUUAUUUAUAUUUGGAUGAUAGCUAUCCCUCCAUAUUUUUCAUUUUCUACAUCAGCCAAUCCUUAUUUUUUUAAAAACACGUUAUUGUCUACUAAUGGGAACAUUGAAGGAAAGGAUAAACAAAAAUCAAAGAACUUGGAUCCAUUUUACACCAAAGUGCAAUUUGUUGAAGGGACUUGAAAAAGUGAUUUUUUUUUAUUUUUAUUGGAGGUUAAAUUAGGACCCUGUUUGUGUUUUGUUUGUUUGUUUUUUCCAGUGUUAUCAAUGCAUAUCUCCUUGUCUCAGUGUGCCCUGAUGCCUUCAGAGCUAAAACCUUCCCCUAAAGUUUGCUAGAGUAUAUUUGACCCUGUAUAUAGGUGCAGCCUGGUUGGAGCUGUACAGGUGGAAACACUAGGGGGAGCCGUGGUCGCAGGAAAAAAACAAAAACAAGACAUCGGGGGAGAAAGGUUCGUAAGAGAACUUUAUUUUUUACCAUUGCUGUAAAGGGUGUCCUCUGAUUCAGUCUCAGCUGAUAAAUGAAUCUGAGAGUUUGGCAAAGAUGAUUGGAUCAAGCUUCUGGCCUGAAAGAGCGAGGCAGCUAGAGAUUCUGGUGGACUGACAGCCAAAGGGACCAGAAAAAAACCUACUGAUGUGCUUGAAUAGACGUACUUAAAAUCAUUAUUUUUUGUUUUUUAUUGUUUUUGAAUGACGCAGGAGUGCACAGGCAGAAUUGUUUCAGGUCUGUGAAAGCUGUCAAUAUCAGACUUGUUUUUGGUAAUUGUGUAAGCUUGGACUUUCCAAAACCACAGCAGCAAGAGAACCAAACGCCACCCCCUUAAAUUUAAUUUUCACGCAGCUUUCCCCCCACCCCCUCUUCUCGGGCCUGUUGUGAUAACCAUUAUUAUGGAGAAAUGUUUUCUUUUCUUUUUUUUGAUUUGUUUAUCUGUUACAGCAGACAGGGAAAUAUCAUGCUUGCUUUUUGAAAAAACAAAAACAAUGUAAAUAAUGUAUAUUUUUUUACAAAAAAAAAAAAUUAAAAGCACUCACUAGUGAAUAGCACUUAAUGGUGGUAUUUAUAUUUUUAAAAAUUCAUAUUUAUUUUAUUGCCAUUUUUGUAGGAAAUAGAGGUUUACAAACACUAAUGCUUGGUCGGUAUGUUUUGUAUUCCACUGCCUUUUGAAAGUUUAUGUUUUUGCAUUUUUUUUUAUUUAAAAUUUGGAGCCUGAAUGUUUUUCUUUGAUUCCAAAGACUGACACUGGUCUGUGGCUUGGUUCCCAUUUAGUUCAGUCCACCAGUAGCUCUUUAUCUACGCCAGGCCAUUUGGCCAGAGGUGAUGUUUAUUUUAUUUUUAUUUUCUUUUUAAAUGUCCCAGUUGUAGCUACUGGUAUGGCCGUCGUGUGAACUAUUAUGCACUUGGGAGAGUUUAGAUUGUGGAUCUAUAGCAGAUAUCUCCUCUCCUCUCUCCAGCCUUAUCGUCUCCAUACAACGUUGAUCGGUGAGUCGAGUCCGCUCACAGGCUGCUGCUAUCGAAUCCGUUCUGUGAUCAGCCAGGAGGUCGACUGGCUUACAGCUAAUUGGAAAUAGACAAACAAAUAAGCUACCCGUGUUUGUAAAAUGUAACAAUAGCGCUCUGCAAAAGUAUUCACAAGUCACAUUUUGUCACAUAACAACCACAAUGUAUUUAACACUUUAUUGGGAUUUUAUGGAGCACAGAGUAUUACAUAAUGGUGAAGUAAACAGUUUGCAGAAUUUGUUUUUGCUGCAGUUACAUCUGUGUGCCGUUUGGCGUAUGUCUCUACCAGCUUUGCACAAGAAGAGACCGACAUUUUUACCCAUACUUCUCUGCAAAAUAGCUCAAGCUCAGUCAGAUUGGAUUGCCUUUUUAUUUAACUCCACCCAGUAUCCCAUCAAGCCCGACCAGAUUUCCAGCAGCAUGAUGCAGCCACUGCCAUGUUUCAGGCUGAAAUGGUGUGAUCUAACCAGAGCACCUUCCCCCACCUGUUUGAUGUAUCUAUCCUCAGCAUGGCUUGUGGAUAACUGCAAGCAGGACUUGUUUUGGAUUUCAACAUGGCUUUCUUCUUGCCACAUUAAAACACAGAUUUGUGAAGUGCGGGACUAAUAGUUGUCCUGUUGAUAAAUUCUGCCACCUCCCACCAUCUCCUCAAGAGUUGCCAGGAGCUUCCUGGCUCCUUCUCCUUUUAAUGCUCUCUAUGCAAGGUGUGUCAGUUUAGGUGGGCAGCCAUGUGUGGCAGGAUUGUAGUUGUGCCUUAUUUACUGAUUAGGUUACUUUUGAAGGCACUUGGUUGCCCUGGAUUUGCUUCGUGAAACGUUUCUUUCCAUUUCAGGCAUGAACUACGCUUUGUCAGCCAGUUGCAUUAAAAUCCCAAUAAAAUACACUGUAUGUGUGUAAGUAUGUGGUUGUUGCAUGACAAAAAGUGAAUACUUUUGCAAGGUGCUGUAAGUCCCUCUGCAGACUUGGUCUAUAAUAAAGAGGUGCCUUUAUUUUAACUCUUAUCAGAAACACUUGUCAUAUCUCCAUUGAGCCAAUUAAGGAAAAACAAAGAAGCAUUUAUAGAUCACCAGCAUUCAGGAAACAUUUUUAUCGUUCGGUCUGCUUGGUUUUUGCCUCAGUUUCUCAUCUUUUUCACAAAGCAAAUGUUUAGGCAGGCUCAACUGAAGCCCGAGUCCGUAUUUCUUCUCCUUUCAUGUCAACUUAUCGCCCUCCGCCGUUCAAGCUGUCUUUGUUAUGACCUACAGGCCGUUAGCAGACACUGCCCCGUUGUUCUUGUUCUGGGGAACUGAAAUGAAAAUAGGGACCACAGGUGGUUUGCACUGGAGCUGUGAAACAGGCACUGAAUAGACAAAGAAAACAAAACCUCAGCUCUUUCUCCAGACAGGAUGCAACUCGAAGUGCUGAACCCACAAGCACAGAGCAUUAACCCAGAGUUUGGGUGAACCAGGCUCUGACGGGCGUUUCUUGUUUUAAAGCUCCAGCAAAGUGCACUUGAUUCUGCUAAACAAGAAGUGAAGGUAGGGACCACACCAGCGGCCCUCUCCUUCCGAAUAAGUCCCCCCGCGUUUGCAUCCCAUGGCGCCACCACUGGGCUCACUGGGUUCUGCUGCUAAGGUCAACGAUGAAUGUAUGUUCUUCCUCCACAUCAACAGACUCGUGAUGGUGUUGAUACUUGGUCAGCUGCAUUUUUUUGGGUUAUUUUCUCAUGUAAUCGCUCUUGGUAGAGAUGGAAGACCUCAAGCGGCAUCAGCUGUUUCAUUUUUUGGACUGGGAAUUAUUUGGUGGUUCUUACUGGUUUAGCUCAAACAGUUCCCACCAGUACUGGUGAUAAAACAUGGUUACUGAUGCUAAGGGCUUUCUCUUCAUACAAAGCUCCAUUUUUCAGGGUCAGAGUGUUCAGUAAACAAUAAGUCGAGCUUAUUCUACCGUUAUCAACAGCAUAUAUAUAUACAUAUAUAUAUAUAUAUAUAUACACACACACAAUAAGGACACUUCUUCUGUCGUCUCCUUAAACAUUUUACCACGCCACACCAGUGGCCCUUCUCUGUCAUUAUCUGUAAUUAUAGUAUAAAUACUCAACAGUAUAUGGAAACAUGCAUAGUACUUACUUGUUCUUGUAUCUAUACAAAUAUAUGGAAUGGACAGAUAAACUUAGUUACAGUAGCAAAACAGCGGAUUUAUUACGGUUAAUAGCAACGUUUCAGUGUACUCUAUAAUGGUUUUGUGUUACAGUACUAUCAAAUAAAACUAACGUGCAUCAUUCUUUUUGUAUAUUGAUAUCCAGUACCAGUUUUGCUGUGCCUGUGAGCGAAUCCUUCACCAGCAAGGACCGCUGCAAUUUAUUUCUUUCUUUCUCUCUCUUUUUUUUUUUAUUGUGUUUUUCUUUCUGGUAUGAAACGGUUUUCAUGUGCUGAGAAAUGUAACUGUUAAUGUGGUCGUGAACUUCUUGAGGUCAGAUGUUUGGGUUUAUUUUUCUGGUUGUUGUAGUAAAUGUUAGUUGUUUUUUUUUUGUUCGUUUCUCUGAUUUGUUCUAACAGGGACUUUUUAGACUGCUUACUUGAUGUGGUAAAAGUCUGAGUUUGGUUUGUGGAGACAGACCAGGGGUUUAAAGAAACCGCCAUAAUGGCUUCUUCUUCUUUUCUUUUUUUUUUGACUGUGGACAUCUUUCAUCUCUCCCUGACCCUCUCUAUCUCUUUCUCUCCCCUGAAGCUUUGGUUGUACUUAUGAUGUACUGUUUUAUAGAAAUGCUGAUGUUGAGAACCUUUAAUUUAUUAUUAUUUUUUUUUGCACCAUCCACGUGAAACUAUUCUUUCACAAUUCAAAGUUCUGAAGAGGUCGUAUGAGUACUUAACCUGUAUGUGUAAUUUUAUUGUGUAUAGACAGUUUAAGAUGGGAUGUAGUGUCAAAAAAGGGGGUUUGGGAUUAAUAGGAUGUGGACAAAGAGGGAUCUUGAACGGGCCAGUUUUGUUUAGCCUUGAAUAUACCUUUGUCUUAUACCAACAUCCUUCUGCUUUCUGUAUAAAAUAAAAAACAAACUGUCUUCUUACAGAAUUCAUUUGUUCUCCCAUUCAACAGUGUUCUUUCUACACAUCAAUGAAAUGAAGGAAAACCACCACCGUGAAAACUAAACCACAAAGUACUUGGUUGAAUGUAUAAUUAGGUAACAAAGUUGUACAUAAUGUAAAAAAAGUUUCUAAUCAUGUUUAUUUUCUAUGCACUUUUUUAUUUAAGUGAUAGUUUAAAUAAUAAACAUGUCGCCUUUA